AUGAGCUUUGGUGGUCAAGUAGACUUUUUGCGAGGCGCCGCCAUAGCACAGGAUGGCUUGGGAAAGCCUAUCCUUGCCAUAACGUCAACGACAAGCAAGAAUGAAUCAAAAAUUGUUCCAUACAUCAAAAAGGGUGCCGGAAUAGUGGUGACACGAGCACAUGUGCACUAUAUUGUUACAGAGUUUGGUGUGGCCCACCUCUUCGGUAAAAGCCAGAGGCAACGCGCUCAUGCUCUAAUUCAGAUAGCCCAUCCUCUGCAUAGGCACACUUUUACACAUUGUAUGCGCAUUUUGGUCGUUUUGGCCAGCGAAUUUCAAUUUGUGUUGAAAUAUGAGAUUUUAAGGGUUGAUAUGGGCUACGAAUUGUCUGACUCUGAAUGA
Molecule: messenger RNA, 381 nt
Organism: Protopolystoma xenopodis
Lineage: Eukaryota; Metazoa; Platyhelminthes; Monogenea; Polystomatidea; Polystomatidae
Source: the annotation of a GenBank genome assembly